Papilio xuthus (Asian swallowtail) is the source of this 747-nucleotide messenger RNA. Its product is annotated as tctex1 domain-containing protein 2. The transcript has 5 exons. Gene Ontology annotation, cellular component: cytoplasm; cytoplasmic dynein complex. The record is from RefSeq and is a predicted model, not a curated record. NCBI's taxonomy places the organism in Eukaryota, Metazoa, Arthropoda, Insecta, Lepidoptera, Papilionidae. Gene Ontology annotation, molecular function: dynein intermediate chain binding. Gene Ontology annotation, biological process: microtubule-based movement. Bases 239 to 688 code for a protein of 149 amino acids.
CAUUUCUAUAUCCCAACUUAUCAUUAUACGAUAUUAACUCGUCGGACAUGGGCAACUUUAAUGUCGCUUUGACGUCUUAAACCGUAUAUUGCUUAUUUGAUCGAUAUAUUGUUGAUAUAGAAUCGUUAGACCUAUAAUAAGUAGUAUUGCAGGAACAGUAUUCCUUUGCAUUUUUUAUUAAUAAAACAUGAGCCAGAUACAUCAGUAUUUUGCUAGUGUUAAAUGACAUUAAAAGACAAUGGCAGAUGAUGAAGAAGUUGAAGAAGGCGAGGGUGUAGAAGCAAUUCAAAGUGCAACUGAAGUGAGUCCUGUUGAAACAGAGAAGCCACUAGAACCUGCAAAGUAUGAAGUACGGCCAGGACUUGGAGAAAAAUUCCAGGCUCAGAAUGUGAGAGAUUUGAUCAACAGAACUAUGAAGGAGCAGUUAAUGGGUCGGCAGUACCGCUCGGACCAGGCGCCCAAGUGGGCUAAGAGUAUAGCUAAUGCGGUACGACAGAGAGUACAAGAUCUUGACAUGAAAAGAUACAAAAUUCUAGUACAAUCAACAAUAAUAGAAAUGAAAGGUGCGGGUGUAAAGUGCGGGCAGCGGUGCAUCUGGGACCCUGAGACUGAUGCCUACGUCGACGACUUAUUUAGGAACGACACGAUGUUCUGCUAUACAAUUGUGUAUGGACUUUAUAUGUAUUGAUAUUUAAAUUUAUUAUAGUGAAGUAAUAAAGUGAACUGAAUUAAUGUUAUUGAUGAAAU